GUGUGUGUGUGUGUGUGUGUGUCGCGUUGAGCGCGCGCAGCCAUGAUCUCGGCACUGUGUUGAAAACAUGGACUCCAGUUCUCGUCAUUUAACACUGUUUUACAUCGUUUUUCUGACUCUUACGUGCCAUGUGGCGCUAGGAGAGGACACCGCCGACUGUCCUGCAGAUGGACGCACGUGGUUGCCAUUCAGCCUCAACUGCUAUCACUUCGUCCAUGGAGAGGAGGAUGUUGCCAAAAGCUACUCCAUUCAAGAUGCAAAAGACAUGUGCAGAGGAUAUGAUCUCUUGACAGUAAAAAGUGCGGAGGAGAAUGACUUCAUCGUUAAGUACAGUCCUUCUGUAUGGAAAGGUAAAAUGAGCGUCUGGGUUGGAAUGUACUACGACAGCGACGGUAAGUUUGAUUUCAAUCCAAAAACAUGCCUGCGUCUCAAAACCUAG
This is a messenger RNA of Sinocyclocheilus grahami, 439 nucleotides long. RefSeq names its product CD302 antigen-like. The record is from RefSeq and is a predicted model, not a curated record. The coding region runs from base 68 to 439 and encodes 123 amino acids. The transcript has 3 exons. NCBI's taxonomy places the organism in Eukaryota, Metazoa, Chordata, Actinopteri, Cypriniformes, Cyprinidae.